Molecule: messenger RNA, 1845 nt
Organism: Daucus carota subsp. sativus
Lineage: Eukaryota; Viridiplantae; Streptophyta; Magnoliopsida; Apiales; Apiaceae
Exons: 16
Coding region: 1-1845 (614 amino acids)
Molecular function (GO): protein binding
Source: RefSeq, a predicted model, not a curated record
AUGAGAGAAGCACCGUCGCUGAUCACACUAUGUCUGGACUCAGUAAAAGAUUUGAUCCUCUUUGGUGAUGAAGAUAUAUCUAUUUUGUAUCAACUACUUCCAUCACAAAUCAUCGAUGGCUUGAUACCGCGACUACCCGCUCUUGCGUUGCUCAAGUUUGAAGAUGCAUUACCAUCGAAUUACGAGAGUGAAGAUGGAAAUGGCUCUGGAACUGAUCAGAGAAAGUCUAAAAGAUUGGAGGACUUUGAUACAGCAUGGAUGAAACUAUAUAAGUCAUCCCUCCCUUCGUGGAUUACGAUACCUAAGAACUGCAGCCACUGCCGCGCAGCAUAUAAAUUUGAAAACUGGAGGGAGCAGUACUGGAACUGCCAUAUACAGAUGUGCCUACAGUGGGCAGCAGCAAUAGCUAGUAAUCCUAAUUUUAAGCGCAGUCUUGGUGAAGUCAUGAUUGAAGAUUCUGUUUUGAAAUCCAUGGGCUUUAAGAAAUGUGGAUGUUAUUCAGAAGUUGACUUCUCAACGGUUGCUUAUCACUGUCAGCAUUUUGGUUUAUAUGCAAGGUGUCUUACACUUUCAUCUGUGCUUUUACAGGAAGAAACUAGUGUAAGUGGCAAUACAAAAAGAAAGCUUCGUGCUUCAUUUGUGUUUAUCAAUCUGCUACAUUUACUAAGGGAAAGUAAAUUGGAAGCUUUGGAGAUUCAUGAUGUUAACUCUAAAAAGCAGGUUGAUGGAUUACACAAAAUUUUGAGUCAGAGCGUUAAAACAUUGGUCUCCCUUCGCUUUGAGAAUUGCCAGAUUCCUUCAAAGCUUUUUAGUAAAAUAUGUGAUUCACUACUUGCCGAGGAUCGUCGAACACAUAAAAUUAAACAUUUUAGAGUUAAUUCAUCUAGAUCUUUUGAAGCUGGUUUACCUACUCGUGUGGUGUCUUUCCUAUCAUCAGCAAGGAGUUUGUGUACGGUAGAUUUUUGCGAUAGCAAUUUGUCCAGGGAUUCUGCAAAAAAAGUCUUCAAUGAACUUUCUGAGGCUUCAUCUGAUAUAGCUGUUUUGGACCUUUCAGAAAAUGAUAUUACUGGCUGGCUUCCUUUUUUGAUGUGGAAAAAAUAUUCAACAGAUGAAUUGUGCACAUUGAAGUCACUGCGUGUGCUCAGACUCAGGAGCUGUAAUCUACAACUAAUUGAUGCAGCACGGCUUAAUUAUGAGCUGUUUAAGUUGACAAACCUGAAGACACUGAAUCUAUCUGACAACCCAAUCAAAGAUGAUGGACUUGAAAGGCUAAUGCCAUACUUUUCACGUAUGGCUAAUGAGGAGUCAGCCUCCCUGGUGAAUUUGAAUUUAGAAGAAUGCCAGCUUACAGGUGAAGGAGUAAUAAGCCUGUUGCGAGUUCUUUCAUCCAGUAAAAAGCCGUUAAAUUCUCUCCGCAUCGGAGAGAAUAAUCUUGGAAGUGUAGUGGGGGAACAUUUGGGAAAAUAUAUAUGCACAGGUGUUAGAGAACUUCAUUUCAACAAUAUUGGGAUCAAAUCAUCGGGUUUUUUGGAAGCCCGAGAGCAAUUAACAGAAGGGGUGAAGCUUGCUUUCAUCAAUAUAAGAGAAAAUGAUGGAGGUAUGGGAGCUGCAGAAUUUAUAUCAAAGCUCCUUUUGUCGGCCCCUGGACUAAUCAAACUCGAUGCGAGUUACAAUGCUUUGCCUGCUGAAGCUACCGCUAUGAUCGGCUCAUCGGUGAAAAGUGCAAAUGGAAAGCUUCGGUAUCUGGACUUGAGUGGAAAUAGUCUGUGUGGUGGAGCUGCUAGUAGAGAGAUGCUUAAAAAAUCUGUCGAAGAUAAACAUAUUGAGAUAUAUUGGCCGGCUUAA